UCGCAAUUUGUGGUUUCGCUUUUAGAUAAACCCUGUCCUUCUGUGUAUCUCAUCGUACAAAGCUGUAUUAAUCUUCCUAAAACUUUUUACAACACUGGGUUGAAAUACAAUUAAAACAACAUGGUGACUAUUUUUAAACAUCAGAGUAUAUAUAAUUUAUCUACAUCUAUAGUUAGGCCUGCUAAAUGUUUAUUAACACCAUGCCGAGUUAGAUGCGCACAAUCGGCUUCGUCGUCGUCAUGUUUUACGAACUCAAAGACGAAGAAAUGUUCUAGAUGUAGUUGGUUAAGUCAGUCGUCUUCAAAUCAUAGCUGCACUGACCUUAAUUCAACAAUUCCAUACAGACCAAAUAAUACAUAUACAGAAGUAUGUAGAUCUAGCUCUUCUCAUAGUUCUAUAUACUGCAAAGUUGUAGAACAUGAAAACAAAAACUUAAACUUAUGCCUAAGUCAAUCAGAAAUAUUGAAAGGGCACAGUCACUGCAAUAGUUCUUUAUAUUGUGGUAGCAGCAAAUCCCAACAUAAUACUUACAGUAUUUACCAAAGCCAAGUUUCUAAGAAGAUGCCUAUGUUUUCUCCUAGAAUAUUAUCUCACCAUGUUUAUGUGAACAAUGCUUUGUCAACCUGUCAAAGUGUAAAUAUAUCUCGAGCAUUUUCAUCUGGGGAUGGUUCAACAUUUGACGGAACUUCUGAUAAUGACAAAAAUGCACCAAAUAUCACUAAAAGUGAGAAAUUGCCCCGUCGUGUAGUGAAGAGAUUGGAAAAACAAGGCAUAACUGAGGCAGAAUUUUUGUCAAAGCUAAAAAGUGACACAGCUGCAUCUUCUUCGCAAGGCCCAGAUAAAUUCACGGGAAAGAAAGAAGAUCUAGAAGAACUUUUAAAGAAUAUGACAACAGAACCUAAAUAUUUUACUGAGGCUGACAGUUUUCCUUCAGAUAUGAAAAGAUACAAAAACUGGGAAAAAAUGGAAGAGGCGAAAUCAGUUGUUCCUAAGAUCAAUCCCUCCUUAACAUCAGUAGUUCUCUUCCCAGGACAAGGCAGCCAGUUUGUAGGGAUGGGUAAAAAACUGUUGCCCUUUCCAGGUGUUAAAGAUAUGUAUGAUGAAGCAAGCUCUAUUUUAGGCUAUGACCUUUUAAAUUUAUGUCUGAGAGGACCUAAGUCUGAGCUGGAUAAAACGAUUCACUGCCAGCCAGCGGUGAUAAUAACUUCACUAGCAGCCAUUGAAAAGUUUAGAGAGGAGCAUCCUCAGGCAGUGGAGAACUGCGUGGCUGCUGCAGGAUUCAGUGUGGGGGAGUUUGCUGCCCUUGUUUUCUCUGGGGUUUUAUCAUUCCCUGAUGCUGUCAAACUUGUGAAAGUAAGAGCUGAAGCUAUGCAGAAAGCAUCUGAGAGGGUGGGCAGUGGAAUGUUGACCGUGUUCCUUGCGCAUGAUUCAGACCUCAAGUUGGCCAUUAAAACAGCUAAGGAGUACUGUGAGCAGAGACGAGGGAUAGAGGACCCAGUGUGUAUUGUAGCCAAUUACCUGUUCCCUGAGUGUAAAGUCAUCGCCGGUCACGAGGAAGCCAUUGAGUUCAUCUCAACCAAUGCAAAACAGUUCAACAUUCUGAAGACCAAACGUCUGUCUGUAAGUGGGGCCUUCCACACAAAGUUGAUGGACUCAGCUGUAAAGCCACUGCAGAAUGCCCUCACAGGCAUGAAGAUAGGGAGACCUAAGCUGACUGUAUACAGCAAUGUGACCAACCUCCCCUACCAGGCCAACACCAACUUCUCCCACUUGCUGGCGCAGCAACUCAUCAAGCCAGUGCGCUGGGAGCAAAUCAUGCACGCCAUUUUCUCCCGCAGCCAGGGGGUGGAGUUCCCCAGCACCUAUGAGUUGGGACCAGGGAGACAGAUGGGCACCCUACUUAAGCAGGUGAACAUGCAGGCCUACAAGCAGUACCAUAGCAUUGAAGUCUGACACUGUUUUGGUUGAUUCUAGGAUUCCAUCUGUUGUUAUUAAUGCAGUUUGGCUAUUUAUUGUAAUCAUUUUUAGAAGUUUUUUUUAAGGGAGUUUAUACUUUCACAGUAUUUAACUAGUUCAUGCAAUUUUAUGUAGGUAAUAUUUAAAAAGAAUUAUUUUUAGUAUUUAAUUCAAUUUAAUAUUUUGUGUUAUUUUUAACAGAAUUAUCAUUGUGGAUUUAGCUUUGUAAGUUAUAGGUGAAACAGAUUUGUAAAGUAGAUUGAGUGAUUGUAUAACAAAUUAUUUGUUGAUCAUUAAUUUUAAUUAUUGCCAACUGUAAUUUUAGUACAUAUAUUUUUCUCUGAGAUGUGAAAAUCUAAAUUAAACUAAUUAACAAUC
Messenger RNA from Physella acuta, 2334 nucleotides. Its product is annotated as malonyl-CoA-acyl carrier protein transacylase, mitochondrial. Gene Ontology annotation, molecular function: transferase activity. The record is from RefSeq and is a predicted model, not a curated record. NCBI's taxonomy places the organism in Eukaryota, Metazoa, Mollusca, Gastropoda, Physidae.